Messenger RNA from Marmota monax (woodchuck), 5193 nucleotides. It is a transcript of the gene Sack1h, whose product is annotated as family with sequence similarity 83 member H. The record is from RefSeq and is a predicted model, not a curated record. The coding region runs from base 58 to 4194 and encodes 1378 amino acids. Lineage: Eukaryota; Metazoa; Chordata; Mammalia; Rodentia; Sciuridae. Gene Ontology annotation, molecular function: keratin filament binding. The transcript has 5 exons. Gene Ontology annotation, cellular component: keratin filament. Gene Ontology annotation, biological process: protein localization to cytoskeleton; intermediate filament cytoskeleton organization; positive regulation of cell migration.
GCAGCCCACCGUGGCCUCUGGAUGCCCCCUGAGCUGCCGUACUGAGGCAACCAGUGGAUGAGCAGGCCCUCCCCUGGGGAGCAGACACCUGGGGAAAGAGGCCCGGGAUCCAGGGCCAUGUCUGGGAAGCGAGGUCGAGCUCGCAAGCCCCGAGGCAGGAAGGCAGGCAGGGCCCCACAGGCCACCAAGCAGCAGGGCCCCGGGGCUGAGCCCCCGCCCCCCGCUACAGGGGGCCCUUGGGACCAGGCCAGGGUGGCCUCUACAGGGCACGUGACCAGCACACAGCUGGCUUCUCAGGGACACCCCAGGGCAGCCAGGACAGAGCAGCCAGAGGCAGCCUGGAGGCCAGUGCAGGCCGCUGCUGCGGGGUCUGAGCUGGUGCUGGUCCUCCCUGAGCACAUGGAGGGCCAUGAAGCAGGGGGCCCCAUGCCGGCCCUGGGCCCCGAACUGCUAAGGCUCCAUGAAGUCCAGCUGUGCCUGGCCCAGGAGCAGCUGCUGCUGGAGGAUCGGCGGCGACAGGUCCAGCUGCAGAUGCAGCUGUGGCAGGAGGAGCAGCUGUGGCUGCAGCAGCUGCAGGAGGAGCAGGCCUGGGUGCACAUGGAGGGGCUGCAGCUGGCCGUGGCCCUGGAGCAGCUCCGGAGUGAGGGCCUGGAGGUACUGCAGACCCAAGGCCAGGCCCCUGGCCCCAACAUGGCUCGCCGCUCUCAGAGUUCCUCGCAGGGGGAUAACCCACUGGCGCCUGGGUACCUGCCACCUCACUACAAAGAGUACUACCGCCUGGCGGUGGAUGCGUUGGCAGAGGGUGGACCAGAAGCCUAUAACCGCUUCCUGGCUACAGAGGGGGCACCCGACUUCCUGUGUCCUGAGGAGCUAGAGCAUGUGAACCGCCACCUACAGCCCCCACAGCAUGCUGCCCGGGAGCCCCCUGAAGGCAGCCCUCCUGAUGUGGACAUGGAUGGCUCCUCAGGCACAUACUGGCCAGUGAACUCAGACCAGGCAGUUCCUGAGCUUGACCUGGGCUGGCCCCUGACCUUCGGCUUCCAGGGCACUGAAGUCACCACGCUAGUGCAGCCGCCGCCACCUGAUAGCCCCAGCAUCAAGGAUGAGGCUCGAAGGAUGAUCCGCUCUGCCCAGCAGGUGGUGGCCGUGGUGAUGGACAUGUUCACUGAUGUGGACUUGCUCAGCGAAGUGCUGGAGGCUGCUGCACGCAGGGUCCCCGUCUAUAUCCUGCUGGAUGACAUGAAUGCACAACACUUUCUGGACAUGGCGGAAAAAUGCCGAGUCAACCUGCACCACGUGGAUUUCCUGCGUGUGCGCACUGUGGCUGGCCCCACCUAUUAUUGCCGCACUGGGAAGUCUUUCAAGGGCCACGUGAAAGAGAAGUUCCUGCUUGUAGACUGUGCCGUGGUGAUGAGCGGGAGCUACAGCUUCAUGUGGUCCUUCGAGAAGAUCCACCGCAGCCUGGCACACGUGUUCCAGGGAGAGCUGGUCUCCAGCUUCGACGAAGAGUUCCGCAUCCUCUUCGCACAGUCUGAGCCCUUGGUGCCCUCAGCUGGGGCGCUGGCCCGCAUGGACACUUAUGCCUUGGCUCCAUACUCCGGGGCGGGGCCCCUGGUGGGCAUCCCUGGGGCGCCCACCCCUUUCUCCUUCCCUAAACGGGCACACCUGCUGUUCCCUCCGCCCCGCGAAGAAGGCCUGGGUUUCCCCUCCUUCCUGGACCCAGAUCGCCACUUCCUUUCGACCUUCCGCAGGGAGGAGCUGCCCCGGGUGCCCGGGGGCGCUCUGGAGCCGCAUGCAGGGAUGCGGCCACUGUCGCGACGGCUGGACACGGAAGUAGGGCCCAGCGGGGAGUUCGGGGGCCCACGGGGCUUCCUCCAGGCGCGGCACCUGGAGAUGGACGCCUUCAAGCGGCACAGCUACGCCGCGGCCGACGGCGCAGGCGCUGUGGAGAACUUCGCGGCUGCGCGGCAGGUGUCCCGACAGACGUUCCUCAGCCACGGGGACGACUUCCGCUUCCAGACCAGCCACUUCCACCGGGACCAACUCUACCAGCAGCAUUACCAGUGGGAGCCACAGUUCGCACCCACACGUCCGCAGGGCCUGUUCGAGAAGCUUCGCGCCGGCCGCCCGGGCUUGGCUGACCCCGACGACUUGGCGCUGGGCGCUGGGCCGCGCGUCCCCGAGCUUGGCCCGGAGGUGCACCAGCGGCUGGAGUACGUGCCCUCCAGCGCCUCGCGCGAGGUGCGCCACGGCUCGGACCCUGCCUUCAAGCCUGGUCCUGGUGGCCUGGAACCCGGCGGGGCCCUGCGCCCCAACCUGGGCCAGCGUUUCCCAUGCCAGGCGGUGGCGAGGCAAGGCCCAGACGCUGCUCCAGAGGCAGAGCCCGAGCGCAGGCCCGGGCCAGAGGGGCGAGCGGGGCUGCGGCACUGGCGCCUCGCCUCUUACCUCAGCGGGUGCCACGAGGAUGUGGGUGAGGAGGGCCUGCCCACACCCAUGGACGCUGACGUCUACGAAGAUGACGUGCUGGCUCCUGGGGGCCGGGCGGCCUUCCGUGUCCCUGCUACCUUGCCAGUCAAGGGCCUGUUGCCAGGCCCGGGAAGCGGUGGCGGCGACAGCUCGGAGCGCGAGGGCUCGGAGGAGGCAGGCCUGGUCAGGCAGGACUCGUUCCGCUCACGCCUAAACCCACUCAUCCAGCGCAGCUCCAGGCUACGCUCCUCACUUAUCUUCGCGCAGGCUGAAGGCUCUGGAGGUGCCACAACUGCCACCACUGAGAAGGUGCAGUUGCUGCACAAGGAACAAACGGUCAACGAGACGUUGGGUCCCAGUGGAGAGGCCAUGCGCUCCACCGCCUCUGCUAAAGUGGCCGAGCUGCUGGAGAAAUACAAGGGUCCAGCCCGUGACCCAAGCGCGGGGGGAGGUGCGGUCACUGUCUCCAGCCACAGCAAGGCUGUCGUGUCCCAAGCUUGGCGGGAAGAGGUGACCGCACCCGGCGCAGCAGGGGGCGAGCACCGCAGCCUGGAGAGCUGCUUGCUUGACUUGCGUGAUUCCUUUGCCCAAAGGCUACACCAGGAGGCGGAGCGGCAGCCGGGAGCCGCCUCCCUCACGGCUGCUCAACUUCUUGACACGCUGGGCCGCAGUGGCACUGACCGCCUGCCCUCCCGCUUCCUCUCUGCCCAGGGCCGCUCCACCUCCCCGCAGGGGCGGGACAGCCCCCCGCCAGAAGUGCCUGCUGCACACCAGGUGCCCCUUUCUGAGCCCAAAGGGAGCCCCACCUCAGCCUACCCAGAGCGGAAGGGGAGCCCCACGCCAGGGUUAUCCAAUCGGAGAGGCAGCCCAACUACAGGAUUUAUUGAACAGAAGGGCAGCCCCACCUCGACCUACCCAGAACGCAGAGGUAGCCUGGUACCCCCUGUGCCUGAGCGCAGGGGCAGCCCGGUACCCCCUGUGCCUGAGCGCAGGGGCAGUCUCACCCUCGCCUCAUCCAGUGAGUCUCCUAAGGUUGGGCCCACAGAGGAGGUGGCUGGAGGCCCCAUGGAAGUCCUGCGCAAAGGCUCCCUCCGCCUCAGGCAGCUGCUGAGCCCCAAGAAUGAGCGUCACGGGGAGGAUGAGGGCAACUUCCCAGUGCCACAGGAGAAUGGGCAGCCAGAGAGUCCCCGGCGACCAUCUUUGGGCCGAGGUGAUAGUACAGAGGCUACUGCAGGGGAUGAGCGGGGCCCAAGGGCACGGCUAUCCUCUGCCACGGCCAAUGCCUUAUACAGCAGCAACCUACGAGAUGACACUAAGGCCAUCCUGGAGCAGAUCAGCGCCCAUGGUCAGAAGCAUCGUGGGGUUCCAGGCCCAGGCCCAGCCCACAGCAGCCCCGAGCUGGGCCACUCACCAGCUCCUGGAGGCCUGGCCCCAGACAUGUCCGACAAGGACAAAUGUUCAGCCAUCUUCCGGUCAGACAGUCUGGGUACGCAAGGCCGGCUGAGCCGCACCCUACCUGCCAGCGCAGAGGACCGCGACCGCCUACUGCGCCGCAUGGAAAGCAUGCGCAAGGAGAAGCGCGUCUACAGCCGCUUUGAGGUCUUCUGUAAAAAGGAAGAGGCUGGUGGUUCUGGGGCAGGGGAUGGCCUGGCGGAGGAGGAUGCCAGGGACAGCAAGGUGGGCAAGUUCGUGCCCAAGAUCCUGGGUACACUCAAGGGCAAGAAGUGAGUGUCCUGGUCCACCAGCCCAGGCCAAGGUGCUUCCUCACUGCCACCCUGCAUCUGCUGGGCAGGGAGCUCCGUGUCCGCGUGUUUGAGUGGCAGCCACCAUCCCUCAUUCCAGAGCAGCCAAGGGGCCGGACUGGACCCACCAGAGCUCAGCUUCAGUGGGUUUCCCUGGCAGCUGCCCUGCCCUGGCCCUGGCCUGUCCUCCCAGGGUUUCAGUCCGCGGCCUGGUACCUUUUCUCACCAACCCUUGCUCCUCUGCCCCCUUCUCUCCUGCUGCUUCCAUUUCCCUGGGCUCAGAUCCCCUCUGGACCUUCACUCACCUCAGGGACCCUUCUCUCUGUGCCUCAGUCCUGCUUGCAGGGACCCAACACUUGUGCCUCAGUCUCCCCAGCUCUAGGGGUCUUUUGUCUCCUCAGGGAUUCCGUUUUCAGGGCUCUCUUCUCAGACCUGUGGUUCUGCUGCCAGCCGCUCCACCCUGCCUCCUCGCCCCUGUCCUUCACUGGCUCCCUCUCUCCUCCUGGUGCCGGUCCUCUUGUGGGGAAGGAAGGAAGAGUGUGGUUGGACCCAAAGGAAGCUUUUCUUGGGAGGCACAGGGCAGGCCUCUGAGAAGGAGGGAUGAAGGGGACCCCAGAGGGGCUGCCCUGCUGCCCAGACUGCAGCUGCCUCAGCCAAGUCUGCCCCUCGCACAGUCAAGUCCUGGGUGGCCAGGGGGAGACACCAGGAGGCGAGUCCUGGGCUCUGCAGCAUAAUAAAAUGGAGUCUGGACUGACACCCUGAAGCCAAGUCUGAUUAAGUGGCUCCCAGACAAGUGCCACACCCCAGAAGGGUGGGAUGUGGCACACUUGUCCCUGAGCUCUGGCCACCUUCCCCAGGGCAGAGGUCCUGGGAAUCCCUGCAGGUGGGGUGACCCUUGCCCUGCAGGUGCCCAGAAGACCCUAGCUCCACCUUGCCCUUGAUCCUUUCCUGUUUCAUCACCAACAUGCAAAAUCUGUCAAAGACA